AUGAUUCAAGGCAUCUUCUACGCAAGAUUCUUCCCCCAAGAGGGCCCCAAAAUCGUUGCGCAGUCGCCGCCCGGAUGCAUCACUGUCGCGGAAAACUCGACGCGCCCGCCCCUCAUCGACUUUGACGUGCUCCAAGAGUACAUUAUCCCGCGCCAGGCCUUUUGCAACCGCUACAUCACCAUCAACUCGCCCGACGGCAAGUAUACCAUUCUCUGCCACCCCGUCGUCAUUGCGCACACUAAGUAUCUGCGCAAUGAAUUCAUCUUCAACUUUGGCCUCCUCGUCGAGGCCGACGCCGACCACGCCGCCUACGAGCGCGUCGUCCGCUGCCUCGCCGCCACCUUUUCCGAGAUGGAGAAGCAAAACGAGUACCUGAGCCUCGGACAGGACGCCCGGCCCGUCAUGUCCGCGGCCGCGGCGGCUGCGGCGGCUGCGGCAACGACGGGCCACGGUGGCGACGAUGAGGCGGCUGCCGCCCGCCGUCCCAUUGAGAGCCUGCUCGAGAUUAUCAAGGAGGAUCUCAACAACUAUGGCGAGUGCAUGAUCCCAGUCGAUGAAGCCAACACCAUCAACAUGAAGCUCUUUCCCCAUCACGCCACCCCACCUCCUGUCAAGGGCUGGCACGUCCCCGUCGCCAAGACCAAGUUUGCUGACAUUGUCGACCCGACCUGGGAUCUGACUCUGCAGCGCGUCAUCGAAAAGAUUGACGGCGUCUCCGACGUCCGCCGCAUCGCCCACGAGGCCUCCGUCUCCCUCGAGCUCGCCAAGACGGCCCUUCGCCACCUUCUCUACUACGACACCAUCCUGCUCCUCGACAUUUUCUUCUUUGGGUCCUGCUACGCGCCCCGCCCCGGCAUUCACGACUUUGUCGCAAACGUCGACGGCAUGGUCGACGAGUGCGCUGGCUACGUCUCCCACGGCCCCGCCCGCGUCGGCAAUUUCAUGCUCAUCAAGCUCAUGCUGUCCUUUAGCCCCGGCAAGAGCAUCAAGGAGUGGCUCGUCGCCCAUCAGGAUGCCGGUUUCGACGUGAUAAAAUACGUCGAUAUUCGCCGCUUCGUCCAGUUUGGCGUCAUCAAGGGCUGCCUCUACCGCGUCCACAAGUACGUCGUCUCCAAGCAGUACAUUGCCGCCCUGGCCACCGGCCAGGCCCGGCCCGUUGAUGGCGACGAUGCCGCCGAUCCGUUGCAGAAAUACACAGACGGCUGUCACCACUUUGAUCAGAUUAUAACGGAGCGUAAUUUGACCAAUGACGAGGUCAUUGAUAAGCUGAAGCAGCUUCCCGUACCAAAGGGUGACUUGGCCGUUUUCUACAGAUGA
This is a messenger RNA of Beauveria bassiana ARSEF 2860, 1317 nucleotides long. RefSeq names its product nitrogen permease regulator 2. The transcript has 3 exons. NCBI's taxonomy places the organism in Eukaryota, Fungi, Ascomycota, Sordariomycetes, Hypocreales, Cordycipitaceae. The record is from RefSeq and is a predicted model, not a curated record. Gene Ontology annotation, molecular function: GTPase activator activity. Gene Ontology annotation, cellular component: GATOR1 complex; vacuolar membrane. Gene Ontology annotation, biological process: negative regulation of TORC1 signaling; positive regulation of autophagy. Bases 1 to 1317 code for a protein of 438 amino acids.